UACGAGAAAAUCCACUAUGUGCCCUGCGGCCACGAGGACCAUCGCCUCAUUCAGUACUGCCACUUUGCGCGAAACGAUCCGCUACAUCAAUGCUUCGGCGCAUGGAACAUAAAACGAGAGUGGGAACAACGCGAGGUUGAAUGCAGUCAGUGU
Westerdykella ornata is the source of this 153-nucleotide messenger RNA. RefSeq lists its product as uncharacterized. The transcript has a single exon. The annotation marks the transcript as partial. Lineage: Eukaryota; Fungi; Ascomycota; Dothideomycetes; Pleosporales; Sporormiaceae. The record is from RefSeq and is a predicted model, not a curated record.